UCAAGUUGAAUUCAGCAUUGGAGGCCGCAAGGUGCAGACCGAGCGCCAGGAGGAAAAUAUGUCGAUUCUACGCGAGUGUCUGGUGAAUUUGUCAUACUCUAAGUCGCACGCCGAGUCGAAAAUUGUGAUGUAAACCCGCGACGAAUAUGAGUGUCUCUCAGGAGAUUGCUGCCACUGUCGUGUGCAGGGAAGUCUUCGAUGAAUCUUCCCAUCCGUCUCAUGAAGAGGUUGUCGACUAUGCGACACGGCUGGGAAUCGACCCGGAGGCUGAGCCGCACCUCUUGGGCCUUGCCAAGGACGGCCUCAUGGCUGCUCUGCCCAAGGGAUGGUCCCCUUGCUUCCACGAGGCGACUGGAGCCUGGUACUACUACCAGGCUUCUACGGGCACCACCACCUGGGAACAUCCUCUUGACUCUGUCUACAAAGAGCUGGUAGAGAACGCGAGGAAAGGAAACCGGCAACCGAGCAUUGAUGAAGAUUCGAAAGCAACAACAAAGGACCUCGAGUCCCAGGAGGAUGUGACAUCUCCUAAGGAGAUUGCGAAAACUUUGUCUCGUCCAAAGCUUCCGGCGAAGCUUGUACCACUGAGAAAGUCGAAAACCGAGAUAGUGGCCGCUCGAAGAAAUGAGUUCAAGGUCGAAAAAACCCAGCCGCGGAAGGAAAACGACAUCGUGAAACUCGACAACUCGUUCAGCUCGUCGAGCGACAGAGCCAGCAGGGAUUACACGAACCUGCGGUUCCAGGAUCCGAAUUUUUACGAGAGCCCGAAGCUGCUCGAGGUGCUAAAAGCUUCGGAAGAGUCGGAGGAGUCGAAGGUUCGAGGCAAGGAAUUGGACUUGCAGGAAGUCCUCAAGAGGUCCGAAUCACUGAGUCCGCGAUACGAGCAGGAGUGGGAACAAUUGUCGAGCAAGUUUGGCUCGGAGGAAAACAUCAUUGACAUUGAUAAGCUGAGUAUAAACUCGCUGAACAAGUCGGAUGCGGUCGUCGAGAAAUCCGAGGAGGAAAAACAACAGGCGAGGCAAUCGAGCCGUAUCAAAGAGUUGACUCUUAGCGGCGGUGGUUCCAUGUUCUUGAAGAGUAACAGGAGCAGAGAUGCGAACGCCUGCGGCAGCCUCGACGAAGAUGUGCAGAACGAUUUUUACGGCGUUCUACGAUUUGAGGAUAAAAAUACAUCGUCCGUUGGCGACAGGCCGAAAUCAAUCCUUCGCGAGAAGAAUUCUGAAGAUGACGACAAGCCCGUAGAAGAAGAGCGUAAGAGCGUCCGAUUCGACUUGGAGAAAGAAGUAGACGUGAAAUUCACGUAUUCGGGAUCAGAGGAGGAGUGGGACACGGAAUCGGACGAGCCCAAUAUGCGAAUAUCGGCGACUGUGACGAUGAAGAAUCUCAUGAGCUUCGAGGGUGAGGAUUUGGAAUUAGAAAAAUCGGCGCCAACCGAUGUUGGCUCGUGUAUGCAAGGCGAGUCAGUCGGCGAUAAGCUCCCGGAUUUGGAAGAACCGAAGAAGGAUAAUUUGGGUGAAAAGUCUAAGAUGAUAUCAAAGCAGCCGAAGAUCGUGGGAAAGAGAUUUCUGGUCGAGAAUGUAACAGAAAACGAGCACUUCAACCAAACGUCGAAAGACAAGUCGUGCAGCGAUGCGACCGACGGCGGUGGCGACUACGUGCCAAGCAAGUUCGAGAACGUGAGGAAUAUCGACCUGCUCUCGAAGAGCGAAAAUGAGAGCACGACGACCCUGAAGAGCACCGAGUCACGGCCCAGCGUCCUCGACGAGAUACGCAGGAGCAAGGAGAUGAUGCUUGAGUCGAUGAAAAGGAGCGAUAUGCGGGCGAAGAACGAGCUCCAGAAGGAGAAGGACGACGCCUAUCACCUGAUGAAGAUCAAGCUCGACCUUGAGUCGGCGAGGAACCAGCGAGAGAAGGCGAGGGCCAGGAGCCAGAUGACGAAGAAUUUUCAAGCGGUGAAAUCGGCGGUAAGGAGAGAGCGUGAGAAGGAGAUACAGGACCUGAAAGACGACUUCCAAAUCAGGUACGAGGACACGAAGACUGAGUACGAGGCGAUGUUCCUCGAGGAGAAAGGCUACCUCGAGGAGAACAUUAAGGAGAGACUCGCCGAGCUCAGGGAGGAUAUGAAGCAGCGGGAACAGCUGGAGGUCCAGAACCUCGUCGCCGAGAUGGACAAGACUCGAGUUGAGGAGCUGAACAACCUUCGUAGCGAGCUUGAGACCUGCUACGAAAAGGAGAAGCAGGAGAUUCUGAAGAACUUGAGGGUUGAACUGGAGGAGAAGAAGCUGGAAUUGCUCGAACACAGAAAUCGAGAGAUCGAGAAGCUGAAGAGUGAUUUCGAGAAGUCUUUGGAGGAGGAAAAGGCGUUGAAGCUCGUUGAACUCGAUCUUGGAAAGCAGCACGCCGAGAAGGUCAAGGCCUUGAAGACCAAGCUGGAAAAGGAAUUCGAAGACACUGUGAUGGAGCUUCGUUUGCAGCAGAGGGAGAAGAUAUCCAAAGUAACCGAAGAUCACGAGGUCAGCCUCGCCGAAAUCUUACGGGAUUUCAGAACGGAAGAAGAUCUUGCGCGGAAGGAGUACAAGCAACGUUUGGAAGAAGUACGAGCUUCGUUUUCUCGAGACAUCGAGAAAGAGAUGAAGAAGCAAAGCGAACGUUUAGUUCGUCCUGACUCGAUGGAUUAUGAGAAAAUUCGUUGCGAGAAACGGCUGGUUGAGGACAAGUAUAAAACGCUCAAAGAAAAGUACCUGAAAUUAAAAAACGACGUACGACUAGCCGUGGAGUCAAGAAGCAGGAGGAAAGAGGCGAAUGCCACUGCGUCGGAAACCGAAAGAUCGACUUCCGCGAGGACUAAAACGGAACGCACCGAGUCUGUUGAUCAAAAAGCGCCGUUAAAAAAGACGCAAUCCAUAACAACGCUCUCGGAAAAUGUAAGUCACAAUGAUAAUGGCGCCGAGGAAAGUGACGGCCAGAAAAUAGCGGGAUUUUCAAAAACACCCAGUGCCCUGAAGCUCGCUCAGAGCAAAUUAGAAUCGGACGACACGACAACGGCGAGCGAACAAAAUUCAAAUCUAUUAAAGAAGAAAAAGUUAUUUACAAAGAAGGCGGCUAGUACAUCGAAGUUGAACAACAACGUCGAGAAUCCCGUCGAAAACAUCAGGAAACAGCUCGAGAAGUUGGAAGACCUGGGGGACCAAUUGCCAAGCAACGAGAAUGCUUACACUUUGAGAUAUCCGUUCCAAGACCAAGCCGCAAGUGUUAUUUCAGCGCCGGCGAACGCUUCAUCGGACAUAGAAUUCUUCAGGCAUCGAAUCCACGUCGAGAGAGAUUCCGUGAGGCGAGCCAGAGAGGCACUUCACCAGCAGAGAAAUCUAUUCCAGGGAAGACAGAGGGCUUGGAAGCAACGAAGCGUUAGGGCGACACUGGAGCAGCUGGUACAGUUGGGAGUCUCACCUGGCCUGCCUCUUCAACAGGAGGAACGCGAGUUAUCGGACAUGGAGGUUAGCUUGCACCGAACGCGGAGUCUCCUGGGGGAAAAGGUGAUUCACUUGCGCCAUCUAGAGCGAUCCCUUGAGAGAGUCGCCAACGCGAAGAGGAACAAAAACGAGCAAACGGCAAAGAGCGACGAGUUAACGCUGAGUGACAUCUCGAGUGCGAGUAGCGGAUUCAGUUCGACCGAUUUGGAAACCGACACUUUUAUCGGAAAGUCGGAGCACUAUCAAGAAUCGACGGAGAUCAUAGCCAGCCUCGAGAAUCUCAAUUCUGAGAUUCGUGAGAUAUGGGGUGUGCUCAACAAAAGACAGGACAACAGUGUGCCACCUCCACCAACACUGAUGUACUCGGAUCUGAGGUGGCUACCUUAUCAGCAGCUCACCACUCAGGCCAACAAUGUCCCGGCUUUUGGAACGCCGAACAUCCAAUCGAACAUUUUGUCCCAGUUGACCGGUUCUCAUCCACCAACGACUACAACCCAGAAUAUAAUCGCUCAGUAUGGGCCUACCAGCGGAUAUACGACCAGCGUUGGAAACGUCGAGAGGACGACGUCUAAUCUCAUGGAAAGAACCAGAAACCUAAGAGACUGGUUGCGGCAAGCGCGCGUCGAAAGUUCAGAUCUAGUCAGCCCGGGUCAAGCAACCCUCUAGUUCUUAUAAAUUCUCGAAGGAAAGGGUAUCAACUCAUUUUCUACCCAUUGCUCACCCGUUUGGUUCCAGUUCGUCAAAAUUAGUGAAAUUAAUCUGGCAGCGUAUGUUGACGAUAUUGAUCCACUUCUUCUUCUUUUCUAUUAGAUAUUACUAUUUAUAAUUCCUAAUUGACGGACAAAAAUAAUGAAAAUUGUCCGUAAAACGAUAUUAGUUUUGUAAAUCGGAGCGCAACAAAAUGUGAUGAUUUAAGCACAGCUGUAUUUAAAAAUUACUGAAAAUCUUGAACUUCGGCAGAACAGCACAAUGGAAAUUCAAGAAGCCCAGAAGGCCGAAGAAUAAAAUUCGAAGCAACUGAAGCAUUUGUUACUGUGAUGCGAAAUAAUGUGAGAAAAAAAAUGGUGUUAACUGAAAUGUCGCUGUUUGAAAACUGGAACCAAUCGAAGGUUAGAAAAGGUUCGGAUUGGGGGAUUCGUACAGAG
Messenger RNA from Neodiprion fabricii, 4615 nucleotides. RefSeq names its product centrosomal protein of 164 kDa (gene Cep164). The record is from RefSeq and is a predicted model, not a curated record. The coding region runs from base 147 to 4136 and encodes 1329 amino acids. Gene Ontology annotation, molecular function: protein binding. The transcript has 10 exons. Lineage: Eukaryota; Metazoa; Arthropoda; Insecta; Hymenoptera; Diprionidae.